AUGGCAGGCCAAAAGCGCAAAGAUGCGACACAAUCAUCAAAGCAACCAUCUAAAAUGCCCCGAAGAGCUCCAAGCAAGAUGAAAAAGAAAGACAGCACCUCUGAUACCCAGCUCUGCAAUCAAGAUGCGUCGGUCUUGUUCCGUCUUCCCCGCGAAAUCCGCGACAUCAUCUAUCGAGAAAUCUUCGUCUUCCCCGUAACCGUCCACCUCGCCUACGUGGGAACCAGCAGAAUCCGCAAAUUCCGUAGCUUUCUCUGCAAGUUAUCCAAAGAUGAGCAGCCCGAGAAGCGCCCGCAGCCGCUCUGUCCACGAUGUCGAGUCAACCACCACCGCUGCUCACCACGGAAGGGGACGUCUGACGACGUCGUGGGGCGUCCUUCACCCGAGGUCCAAACCCAAGCUAGGGCCCUGGCGUUGCUGCUGAGCUGUAGAAGGGUGCACGACGAGACGGCUGAAAUGCUCUACCGCGAAAACACAUUCUACAUUGAGAAUCCGCGCACCCUGCUGGAACUCCCGUCCGCCUUAUCCCAGGCGCAACUCAGUUCGUUCMGGCAUCUGUAUCUGGAAUCGGCUCGGUAUGGUGAGAAUACCCCGGCUGACCGAUUGGAUAAAUGGGCAGCCGUUGUUGCAGUGCUGGAACGACUUGACGGACUUGAAACCCUGGUAGUUAUUCUACGGCCGAUGUUUGGGUUGGAAUGGGAGGUUGAGGAGCUUGUAAAGCCACUUGAGGCGGCUGGGCUUCCGACGUUGAGGGAUCCGCCCGAAAACGCCCCUCAGACGCCGACGAUCACUGCCAAGCGACCCAUGGGACGCGCAGACGGAUCAGCAGGGCCUGCGAUCGGUGCCGUGCGCAAAAGGCCAGAUGCGAUGGAGGAAAACCAUGCAUUCGCUGCGGGGACAACGUCCCUUGCGUCUAUCAGGAGAAGAAACCGCUGCGACGCAAGUAUCCCGCUGGAGGAACACCAGGCGUAUCUGAUUACCGGUCUGAGGAAGUUAUAUGAAUCCAUUCAGCAGGAUGCAAAACUCCCAGAAGUCGAUCGCGAUGGCAACAACCGACCGAUUGUCCACGAACUGCUCGAUAAACUCGGUAUCUUUGAGGAACCGAUGAAGGAGCACAAGCCCACAAUGACUGGAAGCAAAGCGGACGCAAAACCGUCUCUGCGACGUCUGAAUGGAAACGAUAUCAUGGGCGGAGCGAUAACCAGGUUGCCAGAGUCAUCUAGAGCCUGGUCAUCCACUCAAGAGGUUAAACCCUCGCUUGCCUCAAAUCCGAAACCCGCAGUAAAUCUCCCUCGCGCCUUGACACUGCCAAACCAUAUCCCUCUCAAUACGGGGAUGGCACAACAGCGGGGUGCGCGCCAGUGCCACGGUCAAGCUGGUGCGGCGGGCCUCAAGCGUCAACGACCAGUCGCUCUCAGUAACGGAUUCUGGAGGUGGUCGUUUGACUUUUCCGACUUUCUGGCUGUCUCGAGUCGGGAUGGAUUGUGA
Aspergillus pseudoviridinutans is the source of this 1488-nucleotide messenger RNA. RefSeq lists its product as uncharacterized. Bases 1 to 1488 code for a protein of 495 amino acids. The transcript has 5 exons. Lineage: Eukaryota; Fungi; Ascomycota; Eurotiomycetes; Eurotiales; Aspergillaceae. The record is from RefSeq and is a predicted model, not a curated record.